This is a messenger RNA of Toxotes jaculatrix (banded archerfish), 3866 nucleotides long. RefSeq names its product sideroflexin 1 (gene sfxn1). The coding region runs from base 228 to 1196 and encodes 322 amino acids. Lineage: Eukaryota; Metazoa; Chordata; Actinopteri; Toxotidae. Gene Ontology annotation, biological process: monoatomic ion transport; serine import into mitochondrion. The transcript is spliced from 11 exons. The record is from RefSeq and is a predicted model, not a curated record. Gene Ontology annotation, cellular component: mitochondrial inner membrane. Gene Ontology annotation, molecular function: monoatomic ion transmembrane transporter activity.
AACUUUUUUUCUGUUCCUUUUUUUGUCCUGUAGGUAUUUCUAAUUUCUCCAGUGUUUGACAAUGUGACCUGCUGCUCUGAGACAGGACUUUUACUUUCUCAGUGAGGUUCCUGACGCUGGGGGGAUGUGCCUGUGUGCUGCGCUGACGCUGCUGCAUGUAAAAUUAGCUGGCUGCAGCCUUUCAGGGACACCUCUUGCGGACCGCCGGAGCCCACAGUGCAAUAAACAUGGCAGCAGAGAUAUCCACUUCCAUAAACAUCAAGGAGCCCCGGUGGGACCAGAGCACAUUUGUAGGUCGGGCAAAACAUUUCUUCACUGUCACGGACCCCAGGAACAUCCUCCUCACCAAUGAACAACUAGCACACGCACACAAAAUCAUCACUGACUACAGGCAAGGUAUAGUCUCUCCAGGGCUGACGGAGGAUGAGCUGUGGAGAGCCAAAUAUGUUUUUGACUCGGCUUUCCAUCCCGACACUGGGGAGAAGAUGAUCCUGAUUGGCCGCAUGUCAGCGCAGGUUCCAAUGAAUAUGACGAUCACUGGAUGCAUGAUGACAUUUUACAAGACGACUCCAGCGGUGUUGUUCUGGCAGUGGAUCAAUCAGUCUUUCAACGCAAUAGUCAACUACACCAACAGGAGCGGUGAUGCACCAAUCACAGUCAGUCAGCUUGGCACAGCUUAUGUGUCUGCCACCACAGGGGCAGUUGCCACCGCUCUAGGACUAAAUGCACUAACAAAGCAUGUUUCACCUCUGAUUGGACGGUUUGUUCCAUUUGCUGCUGUAGCUGCUGCCAACUGUAUCAACAUCCCACUGAUGAGACAAAGAGAGCUCCAACACGGCAUCCCUAUAACAGACGAGAACGACAACAGGUUAGGAGAGUCGACAAAAGCUGCGCAGCAGGCUAUAUCUCAGGUUGUGGUCUCCAGGAUCCUCAUGGCCUCUCCAGGAAUGGCUAUCCCUCCAUUUUUAAUGAACCAUUUGGAGAAGAAGGCCUUUCUGAGGAAGUUCCCAUGGAUGAGUGCACCUAUUCAAGUCAGCCUGGUGGGAUUCUGCCUGGUGUUUGCCACUCCACUGUGCUGCGCAUUGUUCCCUCAGAGGAGCUCUAUGUCAGUCAGCCGCUUGGAGCCCGAGCUGCAGGAGAAAAUCCGGGCCAACCACCCAGGAGUGGAGAGGGUCUACUUCAACAAAGGGCUAUGAGUGUGCAGCCCCCCUCAUCCAAACACUGCCAUAACACACAGCUGCAGGCUCGGUCCUUGCCUCUCUGCCAGCCCUCCUCAUUCAGUGUGCCAAAGUUAAGUUUGUGUCUCCUCAUUUCCACCACUCAGAUGGGUAUCCGCGGACUCCUCCUCUCAGUCAGUCUCUUUGUAACAAGAUGUUUUGCUUUUGUCAGUGUGAUUUCAUUGUAAUCGCUCGAGAAGAUUUUCUCUGACGGGGCCGCGUGUUUCAGGACAGACAAGGCGGCCCGUGUGAGAUUGUUUUUAGUGGACUUUUCUUUUUCUGUACAGUAUUUUUUUAAGUUGGUCACUUGUGGACCGUUUGUUGCCGCCAAAUCAUUUUCAUACUCUCCUACCUGAGGUUCGCAGGCAUUUAUUUUGUACCUGCGUUACAGUUUAUCGUAAUCAGAUCUUAGUUAAAGAUCUCUGCAGUUCAUGCAUUUGCCAAAUCAGUACUCACAUUUUUUUUUUAGACCUCUAUCAACGAUUACAACCUCCGUAUCUUGACAGUGUCAUUUCAAAGAAUGAGGUUCACUUCAGCUCUCUUUAAUUCAGUGCAUUUGUGCCAAACGAGUGACACGCAGCAAGACUUGAGGCCUCUUGACAUCAAAUCAUGAAUCUGAAAACAAUACUCCAGGGAUCCAUCCUGUAAAAUGUGAUGCUAUGAUGGUGGCAGCCACUGAUGGGCCAACACGGUGCUAUUUGAUGUCUUAAUAAUUAGUGUUUAUCGUACUAUUUAUUCUGCUUGUCAAAAAAUGCAUGAACAAACCAUUCCUCACACGAGCGUCAUGGGAUUUAACCCUGAGUUCUCUGAAAACUCUUUUUUGUUUCCUGUAUAUUUAGUCACACCGGGGCUACGUUCAGGAGAGCUGAGCGGUGGUGACAAGAAAUGUUAUUGAUGAUCAUUUCAGCAAAACGCACCAGCUCUCGUUUCCAUAAUCCCUAAUCUCCAGCAGUUAGUCAGGAUUUUCUGAUCACAGUAUUCGAUCCCGCUAAAAUUCAACGACUCAUUCAUGCCUUACACAGACUCGUACCGCAUCUGUCUUCUGUACCUUAAUGCAGCAUCCUAAGAAGUUUGAUUAUCACCGCGCAAAGUGGCGCAUUUUAGAUUGUUGUGGGAGUUUUAUCAUAUUGUUUUGAAGGUGUUACAGUACAUGUAUUUGUACAAUUGCCGUCUAUCUUAGAUAUAGAUACCAGUAUUGGGGAGGGAAAAAAAAAACACCAAAAACAUUCUCACUAUAGUAUUUUUCAAGACAAGAGUGGUAUAUAUGGAAGGAUCCUUAAGGCCAGUGUUUUUUUGUUUAAACUGCUCUAUGGACUGUAACAUCACAAACACGGUCACAUUUCAAGCUUUCGAGCUAAAACCUUAGAUCAGCAACAACCUCCUUGUAUCUUGCUCUUAAGGUGAGAAAUAUCUACAGCUUAGUUAUUACAUCCAGUUACGUCAGCACACACUAUCACAGAGCUCUGGCCUGGUGAGCUGAUAGAGCAGGUGCAGUCUGAGGCUGUGGCUUUCGUUCUGUACCUUUGCUGCAGCAGUCAGUAUUCAGGUGAUAAUGGCCGUCUGGUAUGUAAGAACACCAGACUGCAUUCAUCCACAAGACUGCCAUCCCUUUUCAGCUGAUGGCCUUAGUGGUGCCGCAUUAACAGCGACUGUAUUUUACUGCACAAAAGUCAAAUCGUAGGCCAGUUUCACAUCAGAGACUGACUGUACAACUGAACAACACGCCAGAUUUAUCAUGAGACAUUUUUAAAUCAGGGACGAGAGCGAAAAAGAUGGACUGAAGCCACAAAAGUCACAAGAAAUAUUAAAAUCUUUAACAAGCUUAUCCUCAUUUCGAGACUUUGAUUUGAUUUUAAAUGUAACUUUAGGACCCAGUGUACGUUGAAAUCAUUUGGUCCGAUUACUGCAAAGGUUUACAUUUUAAAUUAGAAAACAUCAGAUGCUUGUGAACUCUGAUUUGAUUUCAUUGCAUCUUUUGCUCAUCAUGGUGUGUGAUUUCUGUAAGGUGUUUAAUGUUUAAUAUAAUGUAAAUCUACUUAUAUAUAUUGCCGUAAGAGUAACUUUAUUUUAAAUGGUCAGUGUUUCCAGAGAGAUAUGUUGGAGUCGGACUUGUUCCCUAGCUGGUUUGAAGUGAAGUUUGUCAUUCUCGUGUUCAAGGUAACUGAAUGUAGCAUUUUCCAAUUACUGCUGUUUUACGGUGCGUCGGUCCAGAGAAGCACAAUGUUGUGAGAGAUGUUAAAUGCUGCACAUUUUUAAAAACUUGUUAAACCUGUUCAGUUUUCCUGACCACAAUGCUUUUCAGUAAAUCAGUGGCGGAGUAAGAAAAAAAAAAAUACUGAAUUUGCCCUUUGGUAGACAUGACAUCUGAGCGUCCACUUAACCUCUGACCAGAACUAAUGAAAACUAAUUCCCCCUUAAUGUGUUUAAGAAUAUUAAAUUACCAUGAUCACAAGCUUCACACAACCAAAUCAAAUGAAAUGUCACUACAGCCAAAGCGAUACAAAUCGAACUGCGUCAUUCACAGUUUGCAUUCAUUGAAAUGAAUAUUUUUAAAAAGAUUACAAAAAAAUGGUAUUUGAUUGUUUUGCAGUACACUGGAGUGAUGUAAUGUUUAGACUAACUGGAUGAAAUAAAGUUGAUGAAAUCUUG